Molecule: messenger RNA, 2179 nt
Organism: Colletotrichum destructivum
Lineage: Eukaryota; Fungi; Ascomycota; Sordariomycetes; Glomerellales; Glomerellaceae
Product: Putative transcription factor, MADS-box
Exons: 3
Coding region: 379-1044 (221 amino acids)
Biological process (GO): positive regulation of transcription by RNA polymerase II
Molecular function (GO): DNA-binding transcription factor activity, RNA polymerase II-specific; RNA polymerase II cis-regulatory region sequence-specific DNA binding; protein dimerization activity
Source: RefSeq, a predicted model, not a curated record
GAAAAAAAAAAAAGGAGACACUACGGCCUCCACGUCCACACGCACCCGUCCGUCACCUGCGUAACCUCCACUACUACCUUAUCCGUACACCUUACCUUUUACGCCCGCCUUUCGACCUUGCCUACCUUUCCCACCUCCACCUCCCGCAAAGGUACCACACUGCAUCCGCUCCGCACCAGACUCGAUAUAGGUUACGUCCCGUUUCGACCUGCUUUUUUCUGCGACAGAAGCCCAAGCUGCACACAACAGCACCUCUUCCUCCCUGAUCAAGUAUAGAUCAAUCGGCACCACGCUCAAAGCAGCUUCUCCACCGUUUUUGCCUUUUUCUGCCUUGCUCGUGAUACCUACCAUUCGACCGAAAGCCUUGCUUCGUCCACAAUGGCCGACAUCACCGACCAACACGACCAGACCUCGCCCACCGACCUCGACGAGUCGCAGGUCGGCAACGGCAACGCCGCCGAGAACAGGGGCGUCAAGCGUCAGCGUCCAAGCACCGCCGACGACGACGACGAUGACGAUGACAAGGGCGGUCGCGAGCGUCGCAAGAUUGAAAUCAAGUUCAUCAACGACAAGUCGCGCCGUCACAUCACCUUCUCAAAGCGUAAGGCUGGAAUCAUGAAGAAGGCUUACGAGCUUUCCGUCCUUACUGGCACCCAGGUCUUGCUCCUCGUCGUUUCCGAGACCGGCCUCGUAUACACGUUUACGACACCCAAGCUGCAACCGCUUGUGACUAAGGCUGAGGGCAAGAACUUGAUUCAGGCAUGCCUCAACGCGCCCGAGCCCUCUCAGGGUGGUGAGAAUGGUGUCGACGACUCGAACCAGGUCGACUCCCCCGAGGAGCCUCCCCAACAACACCUCCCUCCCCAGGCCGGCCGCCAGGGCAUGCCACAAAACCCCCACAUGCCUCCCAACUACAUGCCCAACGUUGGGAUGGACCCCUCGCAGGCGCUCGCGUACCAAAACUACGUGCAGCAGCAACGGGGUGGAGGCUACGCCAUGCCCCCGCAGUCUGGUCUUCCCCAGCACACGUCGCAUCAGUCAUGAUAGCCAGGCUGUCCAUGGCUAGUGUAUUUCUCGUUGAUACCAGACAAAUCCUGCAUCUUGCAACUCCUCGCCCGUCGGCUCUUGGUCUUUCUUUACUCGACGUCGAGGUUUUGGCUGUUUGGCGUUACAGCUUGAUGUUGCCACUUGCUACAUCUCGGUUCUACUACGUCUCUUCCAUUUCUCUUGAUCCCGAAAUCUCCUUCACUAUGACGCAAAUCCCGCCGGUAUUAAGCACUUCCGCCUCCCUUUUUCGGCUUUCGAGGAGUUCAAGGCUCCGUUUCCCCUGCUGUGGGGCGGGAUCCAAUGAGGGUAGCGAGGACACCUGGGAUGCGCUAUGAGAGAGAGAUACGGCAACAUUGGGAUGGGUACCCGAGAAGACGUGAGGAUUAUCGAAGGCGGCAACCUCGUUGAGCACGGCCUUGUGCUAUGAAUUUAGUUGAAGAGCGGGCUCUGCGUGAAAGGAUUGUGUGGACGCGAGCUUGCGUGGCACUGUGUGCCAAAAUCAUUUCUCUUUUGGGUGCUUUUACCCCCCCUCUCCCAUAAACGGUAGGGGUUGCGGUGAUUGAGAAGUCUGCCCUGAGCGAGGGGGUUGGUUGGGGGGAGGGGCAUUCUGGCGCGGGAAGGGUUUUCGGGUUUUCAGCAUGAGAGCAUGAUAUCUCACGGCUGGGCAGGCACGUCUUUUUUUUUAUUAUGGAAUGGACUUUGACGAUUUUUCUCAAUUCGAGGACCUGUGGGGGACCAAAAACGCGCGAACUUCGUUUUCCCAUUUCUCGUAGGAACUCGGCUCGAUACCCCCCCGGCCCAGGACAAAUCAACGAAACAAAACCACCUUCACACGCACAUGAGAUUAUACACCUCGGGACUCGUCUUGUCUCCCUUGGUGACCCCCUCAACCAGCUUGCUUUUGGAGUCAGGAAACAGAAGGGGAAACAUCAACGAGCCAACUGCAUGGGAAGAAGACGAGGAAGAAGAAGCACAGAGGGCCAGCCUAUCUGUAUGAUAGUACAUCCGCGCGCGCUUCUGUUUAUCGUUUUUCUCGUCUUCUCACUUUUACUACUAUUACCACUACUGCUGCUGCUGCUAUUGCUAUUACUACUACUACUACUACUACUACUACUACUACUACUACUACUAC